Aspergillus saccharolyticus JOP 1030-1 is the source of this 1851-nucleotide messenger RNA. RefSeq names its product putative bZIP transcription factor AP-1/Yap1 (gene yap1). The coding region runs from base 1 to 1851 and encodes 616 amino acids. Gene Ontology annotation, cellular component: RNA polymerase II transcription regulator complex. The transcript is spliced from 2 exons. Gene Ontology annotation, molecular function: DNA-binding transcription activator activity, RNA polymerase II-specific; transcription cis-regulatory region binding. Lineage: Eukaryota; Fungi; Ascomycota; Eurotiomycetes; Eurotiales; Aspergillaceae. The record is from RefSeq and is a predicted model, not a curated record.
AUGGCCGACUACAACUCUCUCUAUCAACACAGCCUCUACCUGUCCCCGGACCAGCAAGACCUUCUGCUGGCCGCGCUUUCUUCCAACAACCCUCCCUCCAAGCAACAGCCUAAUUCUCAGGUCAAAAGAUCAAACUCAGAACCAGACUCGACCCCCGGUAAUGCUUCGUCGAGCAGCUACAAUGUAUCGCCUGGGUUCGACCUCGCUCAACCCAACUCCGGUACUUUGGGCUACGCUGAUGAUGAGUCUCCUUUUCUCGACUUCAACCCAGAGCUAGACUUCGACUAUCAAGGCACAGAGAAUUUGAUUGGAGAACUGCCUGGAGGCCUUGCCUUGCCAGACGAGCAUGAACCGGGCGAGAAGAGGAAGGACAUGGACGGCCCUACUGAAGAAAAUGAAGGCGCCGGCAAGAAACGGAGGGAAAGCGAUGACAAAACAGCCAAGAAGCCCGGAAGAAAGCCAUUGACUUCCGAACCCACUUCGAAGCGCAAAGCACAAAACCGCGCGGCGCAACGGGCAUUCCGCGAGCGCAAGGAGAAACACCUGAAAGAUCUGGAGACAAAGGUGGACGAACUGCAGAAGGCGUCAGAUGAUGCGAAUCAGGAAAAUGGAUUGCUCCGAGCCCAGAUCGAGCGUCUGCAAGUUGAGCUAAAGGAAUACCGCAAGCGCCUCUCUUGGGUCACCAGCACAAAUGGACUUACGGCCAUGAACGCUAUCCCUGGGGCUUAUUCCAAGGGAAACUAUAACGGUCUCCAGAACAAUGAUUUCAUGUUUGAUUUCCCCAAGUUCGGUGACCUUCCGGGUGCGCACAUUUUCAACAAUGCCCAAUGGGGCAAGAAUCAACAGAACAAGCUCAAGAACGACCCUGGUUCGCGAAACGAUUCCCGCGUGCCUGGCGUUUUGAGCCGGGAUCCGCUGAACGGAAUCAAGGCUAAUGGAUCAGCGACGAAUACGCCUAGCCCCAUGUCGCAGUCGAACGGGGAUCGCCUGGGUUCGAAGAGUGCUACCCCCAAGCUUCCCAAUGCUCAACAGCACGCUCCCUCUGUGCAGGAUAUUUCGAAUUCCGACUCACCAUCAUCCUCGUCCGAUUCCCAUCAGAGCCAGUUCCUCUCUUCCAGCGGUACCUCCCCAGAACCGUCGGUCAACUCCCCCGCCAUCAAGCACCAGGGUGACCACAGCAACUGCACAUAUAAUGGAAUCAACGGCGAGGAGUCCUUCUGCGCACAACUCGGUAUGGCUUGCGGCAACAUCAAGAAUCCCAUUCCGGCCGUCAGACACAGCAGUGUCAGCGUCACAAACACUCCCAAUCAGACGGACCAGGUCUCAAAGGAGACUCCUCCGCCCGAGCCCGCACUCGAGAUGUUGGCUCAGCAGAAUGGAGGGCAAUUUGAUCCGGUAUUGUUUGGAGACUGGCGCGAACCACAAGACGCAAUCUUGUCCCAGGAUUUCGGUACUUUCUUCGACGAUGCAUUCCCCUUGCCGGAUUUAGGCAGUCCCUCGCAUAACUUCAGCGAGGUAGCCAGUCAACAGCCACAGCAACCUCCACAGCCUAAGAGGACUCUGAUCGACGAGAUCGAUAGUAAGCUGGAUGAAGAUGAGGUGGUGCCUGGGGAAGAUCAAACCCAGAUGCUCAGUUGCACCAAGAUAUGGUACGUUCCCUCCUCGCCUGGCAUAAAUCCAAGCAUACCAACCCAGAAUAGGGAUCGCCUGCAAUCUAUGGAGAAAUUCCGCAACGGUGAACUCGAUGUCGACAACCUCUGCUCUGAGCUGCGCAUGAAGGCUCGGUGUUCCGAGGGCGGUGUGGUCGUCAACCAGCAAGACGUCGAAGACAUCAUGGGACGCGCCAAGUAG